AUGGACAGGAUGAACGAUGGCGGCGCGGAGGAUGGUUCGACGGAUUCAAUGGAUGAUGUGCCAGAAGAAGAGAGGGAUCAGAAGAAUGGGACAACAAGUGGACGUGGGGCCGACGAAAACAGUGAUAAGGGACUGUCGGAUGUGACAUCAGAUGGGGCGACGAGUUCGGGUUCGACGGCUACAACGAGCAGUGGAAAAGAAGAAAAUCCGGAAGAGGACUACAUCAGAAAUCAUUUGAAAACGUAUACAUGGUAUCAUGGAUUGAUGUUUGGCAACAUUUGUGAUAAACUACUAAAAUGGGAUCAUUCGUUUCUGGUCCGUCGGGUGAUUACGAAAACCGGCAAGUUCCUGUGUCUUUCUGUGAGAAUCGCCUCAAAAGUCUAUCAUUUUCGACUCAGAACCAACCAGCAUGGAUGGACUUGUCCCAAGAAACUUUUGAAAUCGAAUCUGAAAAUUUCAAAGGUUCAAAUCAUCUAUUUCGCAAUGAAUAUCGCGUGUGGAAUGAGAUAUAUCGCCUCGAAAAAUGUGAUUCAUCGAGAUUUGGCCGCUCGGAACUGUUUGAUUACGAAGGAUUUGAAGGCGAAAAUCUCGGAUUUUGGACUGUCGAGAUUGGGUCCCCAAGUGAUAGAAAAAUCGAUAAAAAAAGCGCCGAUUCGUUGGAUGUCCCCUGAAUCCCUUCUAACGGGAACAUUCAAUGAGAAAACGGACGUUUGGUCUUAUGGAGUACUACUGACUGAGAUGAUGACUCGUUGUGCUCACAAACCCCUGUGGCCAAUGGGAAUCAAAGAUGCUCAGGAGCACAUUAAGACAUCUGAUGCUCCACAUCGAAUCCGAAAUGGAGAGCCCUGGGAGUUGUUGGCUAUCGUUGAUGCCUGUUGUGAUAGGAAUCCCGAAACUCGAUUCAAUUUUCAAACUGUGAAACGUCAAAUGCGUACGAUCUACACCAACUGCUUGGCAGCCGGAAAUCAGCAACAAGAGACAAAUCAGACACCAAUUGGACCAACUUCUGGAGUCAUCCCAUUGGAAAUGAAAAAAUCCAACGACCGUCAAAAAACAAUGAAUACCACAUUGGGUCGAAAAAAGUCCAAAGACGGAGGAAUGAUCAAAUCGUCGAAAUCGAAAAAAUCGAAAAAAUCGAAACGAAAAUUUUUCUCAUUUCGUCGGAAGAAUAAAAACGGCAUUCAACUGCCAACUGGCAUGUCUACAGUACCCGUGGGAUCUCCCAAAGCCACGCCCACUUCUCAAGCUCCGUCCCUUCCGACUCCGCCCCUCAAUACUCCGCCCCUUCCACCACCACAAACAUCUGUCACUUCGGUCCCAUCGCCUUCUCAAAAUUCGGCUCCGCCCAUUUCUGGUCCACCGACUAGCACUCAGUCGAAAUCACCAACUACGACACAGUAG
This is a messenger RNA of Caenorhabditis briggsae, 1401 nucleotides long. Gene Ontology annotation, molecular function: ATP binding; protein tyrosine kinase activity. The record is from RefSeq and is a predicted model, not a curated record. Lineage: Eukaryota; Metazoa; Nematoda; Chromadorea; Rhabditida; Rhabditidae. The transcript has 7 exons. The coding region runs from base 1 to 1401 and encodes 466 amino acids. Gene Ontology annotation, biological process: protein phosphorylation.